AUUAUAUUUAAUAGAUGAAGUUUCCUCAGCUGAAAAGACUUAUUCAAAGAAUUACUUUCUGUGUUCCUGUGGCUGUUGCAUUUCUUGACUGUGUAGCUUAUGUAGCAAGAGUUGAAGGAAUAUCAAUGCAGCCUGUGUUAAAUCCUGAACAAAAAACACAUGAUUAUGUUCUCUUAAACAAAUGGAGUAUUCGAGACUUCAAUAUAAACCGUGGAGAUAUUGUAGCUCUUAUAUCUCCUCGUAAUCCGGAGCAGAAGAUCAUCAAAAGAGUUAUUGCCACCGAAGGCGAUGUCGUCAAGACUUUAACAUAUAAGAAGCGAUAUAUGCCUAUUCCCCAGGGACACUGUUGGGUCGAGGGUGAUCAUCACGCGCACAGUAUGGAUAGCAACUUUUUUGGUCCAGUAGCAGUUGGUCUGAUAACGGCAAAAGCAUCCCACAUUGUGUGGCCUCCUUCACGCUGGAGAAAAUUAUAUCCCGAACUGCCCGAGAACCGCAUCCCCUCUAAUCCCAGCUACUAUUAUUACGAGACCGAAGACGAUGCUUUGGAAGAAAGUGCUACCUAAGGCUGCAAUUAACAGUUGUUUUUUUAUAGUCAUUACAGUUGAAAAUUUUAUUCUUGUAUCAUAUACAAAAUCAAUAAAUUGUUAGUCUUUUAGAAAGGUUGAAAUGCUAUAAUUUGAUUCUUAUUUAGUAAAUUUCUCAGAGAUAACUAAAUUCUUCCCACAUACAAUUUUUCUUAAGAUGGCAUUCCUUUUUUUUCAUCGAAAGAAAUGGCAUUUAAGAUAGUUCUACAUUCUCAGGAGAAUUGUCUCUUAUGAGAAUAGUUUUCCUAAAAUAGCGCAGUUGAACAUUUAAUAAAAAAAAAGAAGAAAAAAAACAUUUUUUUACAAUUUCCAAGACUUCAUUAGAAACAUUCCG
Centruroides sculpturatus (bark scorpion) is the source of this 918-nucleotide messenger RNA. Its product is annotated as mitochondrial inner membrane protease subunit 2-like. The coding region runs from base 15 to 563 and encodes 182 amino acids. Lineage: Eukaryota; Metazoa; Arthropoda; Arachnida; Scorpiones; Buthidae. The record is from RefSeq and is a predicted model, not a curated record. Gene Ontology annotation, biological process: mitochondrial respiratory chain complex assembly. The transcript has 5 exons. Gene Ontology annotation, cellular component: mitochondrial inner membrane peptidase complex; membrane. Gene Ontology annotation, molecular function: serine-type endopeptidase activity.